Molecule: messenger RNA, 1430 nt
Organism: Passer domesticus (house sparrow)
Lineage: Eukaryota; Metazoa; Chordata; Aves; Passeriformes; Passeridae
Gene: GSTZ1
Product: glutathione S-transferase zeta 1
Exons: 9
Coding region: 528-1175 (215 amino acids)
Biological process (GO): glutathione metabolic process; L-phenylalanine catabolic process
Cellular component (GO): cytoplasm; mitochondrion
Molecular function (GO): maleylacetoacetate isomerase activity; glutathione transferase activity
Source: RefSeq, a predicted model, not a curated record
UGAGAGCAGAGUAGCAGCUUCUCCCAUCUCUGCAAUGUAGAAAAUCCCCUGUACUGGCCAAUCCUGGUGGGAGGGGAGCUUCAGGAGCACACUGUGGAAUCUCCCUGCAAAGGCAGCCCAUUCCCAGAGCUAGCAGUCAUUCCCUAGUGAAGCAGAAAUUCUGCAUGCAGCUUUAGUUUUCUUUUUUUUGUUCUCCAGGGUUAGAUUUCUGCAUUGGCAACUGGUGACAGCCUGGGAGGCUCUCCUUAUUUGUUUCUGGAUGAAAAGUUAUGAAAAUAAGAAUGGUUCCCAAAUGUGCUUCCAAGUUUAAAUCUGGUUAAUAGUUUUGACAUCAGGGCUGGGAGAGGGUGACCGCAGUGACUCAGGAUUGAAUCUGACUGGCUGGUUUUUGUGUCCUGGGCACAGACUGGGGGGCAAAGUCCUUUCCUCAUUGGUUUUAGGAGAGAAGCCUUUUCCCAUUCCAGCUGAGUUAAAAGGGAAAACACAGAAGUUGGUUUUAUUUCUGGAGACAACUGCACACACUUACCAUGGCAUCUGAAAAGCCAAUACUCUACAGCUAUUUCCGAAGUUCCUGUUCUUGGAGAGUGCGAAUUGCACUGGCUCUGAAAGGAAUUUCCUAUGACUUGGUCCCAGUGAACCUCAUUAAGGAUGGAGGACAGCAGUUUUCUGCUGAAUUCAAGGCACUGAAUCCAAUGCAGCAAGUCCCAGCCUUGAAAAUUGAUGGCAUCACCCUUUCUCAGUCGCUAGCUAUAAUUAAUUACCUAGAAGAGACACAUCCUCACCCCAGGCUCCUGCCCCAGGAUCCAAAGAAGAGAGCCCAAGUCAGAAUGAUCGCUGAUCACAUUGUCUCUGGCAUUCAGCCACUCCAGAACCUGAGUGUCCUGAAACAAAUGGGGGAGAAAAAAAUGGAAUGGGCUCAGAACUGUAUCACAUCUGGCUUUCAAGCACUGGAGCAGAUUCUGCAGCACACUGCUGGACGCUACUGUGUGGGGGAUGAAGUUUCCAUGGCUGAUCUGUGUUUAGUGCCUCAAGUUGCCAAUGCUGAAAGAUUCAAAGUGGACAUGGGUCCAUAUCCCACAAUAACCAGAAUAAAUAAAGCUCUCUUGGAGUUAGAGGCCUUCAAAACAAGCCACCCUUCCCGGCAGCCAGAUACUCCUGCCGAGCUGCGAGCGUGAAGCCCUUGUACUCACUAAAUCUAGAAAGCUGCCAUGAUAAAGAAGACAACACCUACAGGAUGAGUAGGACUUCAGUACCAGUAGGAAACCCCAGUACUAUUGCUUCCCUUUCAUCUGGAUGGGAAGGACAGAGGACCUGGAAAUAGUGUGGAUGACUUACAGGAGCUAUGCCUCUGCUGGAAUACCUGCAGCUACUAGUUUUUUCUAUGCAGUCUAUCUCUAUGAAGCAGAUUAAAGCAGAAGUAUCCAUAAUGA